Messenger RNA from Zea mays, 2673 nucleotides. RefSeq names its product putative protein of unknown function (DUF668) domain family protein. NCBI's taxonomy places the organism in Eukaryota, Viridiplantae, Streptophyta, Magnoliopsida, Poales, Poaceae. Bases 900 to 2459 code for a protein of 519 amino acids. The record is from RefSeq and is a predicted model, not a curated record. The transcript has 12 exons. Gene Ontology annotation, biological process: positive regulation of growth.
CGAGUUUUUUUCAACCAAAAAAAUUAAACCAACCGGUGCAGGAACAGGAACGUGCCCCCCACUCCGUAGCUGUCACUGUCGGCAGCAAGCGGCCAGCGGGUGAGAGCUGAAAAGCGAGCUAGAUUCGUCAGCAACCUGCAGGCCCGGGCCGGCCAGCCAGAUCCAUCCUCCUCAUGCCGGCCGGCGGCGACCCAGCGCGCGCGCGGUUGGCGUUUCCAAGCGUGCGACCGCACACGCGCGCCCGUAAAAAAAAAGAAAAAGAAAAAUCAGGGUCAGCGCGUGGACUCGGCCCUAGGGAAGGAUUAGGAGUGAUCGAAAUCGAAUCGGCGGCCACCCGGCACCCUGCCCGCCUGUCGACACUGUCGGGUCCGGUUGGUGCCCCAGCGAAAAGCAAAAGAAAUACUACUACCGGAAGAAACUGCCUCCUCCUCUCCUCGCUUCUCUCUUUGGAGGCAGGCGCAGGCGGGCGAGUGGUCCGGUACACCUCUAGCUGCAGAUCCCAGCUCGCGCGGUCCAGCAGGCCAGCACUAAGCUCCCUCCCUCCUGUCCACCUGGACAGCGCGCCCGAUCGUGAAUCGUCGCUUGCUCUGGAGAAAGCUUGCAUUUUUUUUUCGUUUCUUCUUCUUCUUCUUCUUCUUCUUCUUUUUUUUUUUGCUUCGCAUCCUUUUUUCCUGGCGCGGUUUCCUUUGUACGGGAAAUUUUCGGUUGGUGCGGUUGGUUGGUCAUUUUCCCGCACCUUCUCUUUGGUUCUUGCUCGAGAGCGCCAUCUUUCCUGCUACCCGUUGACUCGGGCGGGCAUUCCGUCGAGCACCUUCCGUGCGGUGUGGGGAGCGACGGUUCCUGGUUUCUCGGGGACGUUCCUUGAUGCCGCUGUUGUGUCAGGCGCAGGAUUCUAGCGGAUGGAAUGCCACAGCUGGUACGCGCUGAAAUCAAGAAGAUCUGUAGCGAUCGCUGGUGCGGGGUUUGAAGAUGCUGCAGAAGGCGCCAGCGAUCUUGGUGACACGAUGAGUCUUGCACGCAAGCAGAAGGUUGUCAAGGAAACAGUGGAGAUGGAGGAGGAGCAGGAGUUUGUUUGGAAAUCUAACCUGCUCCCCUACAAGGAUGAUGAUGCCUUCGUUCUUCCUGAGAGUAGCAAGGAGGAAUACGCAUCAACAUCAGGAGACACAGCUCCGUCUGGCAAAAUGGACCCCAGGAUAGAAAGGUCUGGAAGCAAUGGGACAAGCAAGGUCCCUAGACUGGGUUCCAUGCUUGGGACAGCCAGCAUGGCUGGAUUUGGCAAGGCAGUGGAGAUUCUAGACACGUUAGGCUGCUUGAUGACGACCUUGAGCUCAGAUGGUGGCUUUGUUUCCAGGACCAAGACCAAAGGAUGCAAGAUAUCAAUUCUUGCUUUUGAGGUUGCCAACACAAUACUUAAAGGUGCUAGUAUUAUGCAAUCUCUCUCGGAAGACACUGUCACAUACUUCAAACAGGUUGUGCUUCCUUCCGAAGGUGUGCAGAAUUUGGUUUCCAGUGAGAUGAGUGAACUGAUGCGAAUUGCAGCUAACGACAAAAGAGAAGAGCUGAAAAUAUUUUCCCAGGAGAUUGUUAGGUUCGGGAACCGCUGUAAAGAUCCCCAGUGGCAUAACCUGGAUCGCUACUUUGUGAAGUUAGAAUCAGAGAGUGCACCCCAGAAGCAGCUGAAAGAAACAGCAAUAGCAGAGAUGCAAAAGUUGAUGAACCUCGUUCAACGUACAACUGAUUUGUAUCAUGAGUUGCAUGCACUAGACAGAUUCGAGCAAGAGUACCGCUCUAGGCUAAACGGAAAGGGUAAUACAGAUAGAUUUGAAAAAGGAGACAAUAUUCAAAUUGUGAGACUAGAGUUGAAGACCCAAAGUAGUUAUGUGAAGAGCUUGAAAAAAAGAUCUCUCUGGUCCAAGACGUUGGAAGAAGUGGUCGAGAAGCUUGUAGAAGUUGUGCACUACUUGCAUGUCGAGAUCGACAAUGCUUUCGGACCUUCUGAUGGAGGAGGUGUGGUGGUGAAUGCGGAACCAACCGUGAGCUGUCAAAGGCUAGGUCCUGCCGGGCUCGCAUUACAUUAUGCAAACAUUAUCAUCCAGAUAUAUAGCAUCGUUUCUCGAUCCGGGUAUGUGCCAGCAAAUUCAAGAGACGCCCUCUACCAGGGACUGCCACCGAGGAUCAAGUCGGCGCUACCAAAUGAGCUGAGGACGACCUCGGCGCCUCAGCUCACCGUCGACCAGAUAAGGGCUAGGAUGGAGAAGACCCUGAAAUGGCUCGCGCCCAUGGCCAUCAACACCACCUGGACCGAGAGCGUUGGCAGACGACUGGGCCAAGCGGAUCGGGUCGAGACGCUGUACCAUGCGGACAAGGCAAGGACCGAGGAUCGCAUUCUGGAGCUGGUCGUCUGGCUUCACCACCUCGUCAGCCAGAGUAGCCGGCCGGCGUUGCAAAAAGGCCACUGACCAGAUAGAUGCCAGGAAUGGUGGAAGAAGCUGGAGCUGUUCUUGCCAUGGAGAGGAGGACGUCCGGGUACAGUCGGGGAGAUGCUUGUAUAUGCGUGCUUUGUAACAUCAGCUGAGUAGGUUUUAGUUACUACUUUGUUCUGCUUGUUGUUUGUAAGUGUACUUGUGAAUACCACGUUAUACAAUGCAAAGAAAAACGCACAUCAUGUGUCAA